Molecule: messenger RNA, 2458 nt
Organism: Cinclus cinclus
Lineage: Eukaryota; Metazoa; Chordata; Aves; Passeriformes; Cinclidae
Gene: EPS8L2
Product: EPS8 signaling adaptor L2
Exons: 19
Coding region: 1-2175 (724 amino acids)
Biological process (GO): regulation of Rho protein signal transduction; Rho protein signal transduction; positive regulation of ruffle assembly
Cellular component (GO): ruffle membrane; plasma membrane; vesicle
Molecular function (GO): actin binding
Source: RefSeq, a predicted model, not a curated record
AUGCUCGGGGAGGAAAUUGAGGUUACUGAGAGGAAAAAAGUGCCUCACACCAGCCCCAAAUCCCUGCAGGAUCAAAGGAAAAAAUACUCAAAUUCCAACGUCAUUAUGCACGAGACUUCCCAGUACCACGUCCAGCACUUGGCCACCUUCAUCAUGGACAAGAGUGAGUCCAUCACAACAGUGGAUGACGCGAUCCGGAAACUCAUCCUGCUCAACUCCAAAGAGAAGAUCUGGACACAGGAGAUGCUGCUCCAAGUGAAUGACAAGUCUAUCCGGCUGCUGGACUGUGAGACACAGGAGGAGCUGGAGGAUUUCCCCCUGCCAACAGUGCAGCACUGCCAGACAGUGCUCAAUCAGAUGCGCUACUCCUCCAUCCUCCUGCUCGUGUGUCAGGAUUCUGAGCAGCACAAACCUGACAUCCACUUCUUCAACUGUGACGAGGUGGAGGCGGAGAUGGUUCAUGAGGACAUAGAAAGUGCCCUGGCAGACCACAAGCACGGGAAGAAGAUUCGGCCACAGACACUCAAGGCAAACCAGGAAAAGAUCAAGCAGAGACAAUCUAUCCUCCCACCACCUCAAGGACCAGCUCCCAUCCCGAUCCAGCAUGACAUGCGAGGCUCAGCAAUGAACAGGAACAGGGUGGCACCUCCUUCUCACCAUGAUCCAGACUAUGAUCGACGAAGCUCUGGCUCUCAUGACCAUGAGGAAUCCCGCGCCAUGUUAGCACAGAAGAUUGAAAAGGAAACGCAAAUCCUGAACUGCACCCUGGAUGACAUUGAAGUGUUCGUUGCUCGGCUCCAGAAGGCUGCAGAGGCAUUCCGACAGCUCAACCAAAGGAAGAAAGGGAAGAAGAACAAGAAGAAAGGGCCAGCAGAGGGAAUGCUGACCCUCCGAGCAAGACCCCCGAGCGAGGCCGAGUUCAUCGACUGCUUCCAGAAAACCAAGCUGGCUUUUAACCUCUUGGCCAAACUGAGGAAGCACAUUCAGAACCCCAGCGCUUCGGAGCUGGUGCAUUUCCUAUUUGGGCCACUGGAACUGAUCAUCAAUAGCUGUGGUGGCCCUGAGCUGGCCCGAUCUGUCCUCAGCCCACUGCUUUCUAAAGAUGCCACUGAUUUCCUGAGAGGACACCUGACACCCAAAGAGAUAAACCUCUGGGACUCCCUGGGGGAGACAUGGACCAGAUCCAGAGCUGAGUGGCCCCGAGAUGCAAACAUCCCCACCUACAUCCCCAAAUUCCGCAAUGGCUGGGAACCACCUACAGAAAUCUUCCGUGGAGCUCCCUGGGAAAUCGACAUUGGACACUUGCAAGAGGAGCUCUCCUCAGCCAAUGGAUAUCCUUACCGGAACACCUCACUCAAGCGUGGCCAGACGGCUGAGCAGACACAGGCUGGGGAUGCCUUCAAACAGAAUGUCACUCCACAUGGAAACAGGAAUUUUGAGGCCCAGGGAGUGCCCAGGAGAUUUGCCAAAAUCCGCUACGAUUUCACAGCGCGAAACGCCAACGAGCUCUCAGUGCUGAAGGAUGAAAUCCUGGAGGUGUUGGAAGAUAAUAAGCAAUGGUGGAAGUUGCUCAACCGGAGUGGGCAGGCUGGUUACGUUCCAUACAAUAUCCUGGAUGUGGUGAAUCUGGAAGAGCUUGAACAGUCUAACCAGAGGUACAAAGGAGACCUGAGCCCCAGGGGGUAUGGCCCAUCCAGUCCAACUCACAAGAUGCCUGCCAGCUACGCUGGGGAUAAGUGGGGCAGUGAGAUGUUAUCACGCAACUCUCCACAGGACGCCAAAGAACAACUUAUUCACCAAAUGGAUGAGCUGAAUGAUGAGCUGCUAAAGAAGAUCACAAACAAUAAAAUUCAGCCUCCCCACAGGAAUUUCAAAGUGGAAAAGCCUCAGCAAGUUCUUGUGCCCCUCACCUUUGAAUCCAGCACUGAAGAAGUCAAAGCCUGGCUGGAGGCCAAGUCAUUCAGCAAAGAGACUGUGGAACACCUGGGCAUCCUCACUGGAGCUCAGCUCUUCUCCCUUAACAGAGAGGAGCUGAAGAAGGUGUGUGGUGAUGAGGGAAACAGAGUCUACAGCAAGAUCACAGUGGAGAAAAACCAGCUGGAGAAAAGCAGAGGAGAGUCAGAGCUCCAGGAAAUCAUGAAGCGCCGCCAGGAAAGGAUUGAUUCUGCUAAUUAAAGUCUCUCUGCUUUAUUUCAGCUCUUAGCCCUAAGUAGUGCAGAAAAAAAGGGAAUGAAAGCAAUGAUUCCCGGCCCAGGCCGGAGGCAGCAGAGCUCCCCUUGGGGUCCAGCUGCCAUCAGAGUGACAAUUCCUUGAACACUCUUGGGAAGGGUUGACAAUAAGACCAUGUCCCACUGGGAAAGGCGUUUUAAUUUUGCAUGAAGUAUUUUUUUUAUAUCUAUAUAUUUUAUACUGGAAUUUUCCAUGCAUGCUAUCGGAGCAGGAUUCACACGGGGCUGGA